Spea bombifrons (plains spadefoot toad) is the source of this 2770-nucleotide messenger RNA. It is a transcript of the gene EXOSC10, whose product is annotated as exosome component 10. The coding region runs from base 32 to 2683 and encodes 883 amino acids. The transcript is spliced from 25 exons. Gene Ontology annotation, molecular function: nucleotide binding; nucleic acid binding; 3'-5'-RNA exonuclease activity. Gene Ontology annotation, biological process: nuclear polyadenylation-dependent rRNA catabolic process; nuclear polyadenylation-dependent snoRNA catabolic process; poly(A)-dependent snoRNA 3'-end processing. NCBI's taxonomy places the organism in Eukaryota, Metazoa, Chordata, Amphibia, Anura, Pelobatidae. Gene Ontology annotation, cellular component: nuclear exosome (RNase complex); nucleolus. The record is from RefSeq and is a predicted model, not a curated record.
GCGUGCUGACGCAGGCAGUACCCCGGGCAAGAUGGCGGCGCCCGGUACAGGCGUGCGGAGUGUGGUGGGAUCGGAGAGCCCUGAGGCGUGUGAGGAGACCCCACGGGCCCCAACCGAGCCCGUCCCCGGCUUCCCCGAUACCGACACGUUCGUGAAGUAUGCCCUCGGGACCGUCGUGGCAGCAACCAAGUCGUCUACCGGCCUGCCGCAAUCUGGUGACGAAUAUGACUUUUACCGCAGUUUUCCGGGAUUUCGUGCCUUCUGUGAAACGCAGGGAGACCGUCUGCUGCAAUGCAUGGGUCGGAUAAUGCAAUACCACGGCUGCCGCAGUCAAAUCCGGGAUCGCAGCACAGUCACCGAGCUGGAAGAUAAGUUUGAUCUGCUGGUUGAUGCCAACGAUGCGGUUCUUGAAAAAGUGGGGAUACUGCUUGACGAGGUUUCUGGGGUCAACCGAACCCAGCAGCCCAUCCUCCCUGCUGGUCUCCAAGCUCCGAAAACCAUUAUAUCCAGUUGGAAUCGGAAGGGCAAUGAGUUAAAUAAAAAGGGAAAAGCUGAAACCUUCCGCCUGCUGCAUGCCAAGAACAUUCUGCGACCGCAGCUGAAGUUCAAGGAAAAGAUUGAUAACUCCAACACACCUUUCGUUCCAAAACUGUUUGUGAAGCCCAAUGCCCAGCGGCCCCUGCCCGACGCUCUGAAAAACCGACGGGAAAGACAGCGUCCUGAAGACCUGGAUGUGCCGGCAGCGCUGGCUGAUUUUAUCCACCAGCAGAGGAUGCAGCAGAGCGAGGAGGACAUGUUCUGUCACCCCUAUAAGUAUGAAUUAGAUCACUUUGAACCCAUGGAGUCCUUGCUGGAGAAACCAGAGAUGAAGCCUUUCCUGCCGAUGCAAGAUGUCGCCUGUCACUUUGUGACAACACUGGAUGAACUGGUGAAAUUAAACGAAGAGCUACUAAAGUGUUCUGAGUUUGCUGUGGAUCUGGAGCAUCAUUCCUACCGAAGCUUCCUGGGUCUUACGUGCCUUAUGCAGGUUUCGACCCGGACCGAUGACUAUAUCAUCGAUGUCCUCGAAUUGCGCAGUGACAUGUACGUCCUGAAUGAGAGCUUCACGGAUCCAGCCAUUGUCAAGGUUCUCCACGGAGCCGACUCAGACAUCGAGUGGCUUCAGAAGGAUUUUGGCCUAUACAUUGUGAACAUGUUUGACACCCAUCAAGCCGCCCGCGCCCUAAACCUCGGAAGGAACUCCCUGGAUCACCUCCUCAGACUCUACUGCGAUGUAGAGUCAGACAAGAAGUUUCAGCUUGCAGAUUGGAGGAUUCGCCCGUUACCCGAGGAAAUGAUUCAGUACGCCCGAGCUGAUACCCACUACCUGCUCUACAUCUAUGAUAAAAUGCGGACGGAUCUUCUGAACGCGGCCAACGGGCAACAGGGUCUCCUGCAGCUCAUCUGGCAGAGGAGUAAAGACAUCUGUCUUAAGAAAUUCAUCAAACCGAUAUUCACCGAGGAUUCUUACCUGGAACUCUAUCAGAAGCAAAAGAAGCAUCUGAACGCACAGCAGCUGGCCGCCUUCCGGCUUCUGUACGCCUGGAGGGAUAAGGUGGCUCGGCUGCAGGAUGAGAGUUUGGGGUACGUGCUGCCCAACCACAUGUUGCUAAAGAUCGCCGAAGAGUUACCCAAGGAGCCGCAAGGUAUCAUCGCCUGCUGUAAUCCGGUACCUCCGCUGGUGCGACAACAAAUCAAUGAAUUAUCGCUCCUCAUACAGCAAGCGCGAGAGACUCCUCUUCAGAAGUCAGAAGUCAGCAGUGUGAGGAAGAAAGGACCGAUGCCCAACCCCGAGAAUCUAGAGAAUGAACUCUUUGGGCUCCAUGAUACAUCGUCCCACCCUGCGGGAGAUUUCGCUACAGGGACAGACCUGCAGACGGCACCUGGGACCUUGUUUUCAGAUGAAGAUCCACCUACCCCUGUUCAUCCUCAUCGGACAGUAAUACUCGCUCGAGCCAGCAUCUCGAUAUUCAGCGAUCCUGAUGAUGGUGAAGAGAAUUUGUCAGUUACUCAACAGAAGGCAAGGAGUAUCCUGGAGUCCUUUAAGAACCCCUUCCGAAUGUUCCUGCCGUCAGAGGAUCGGGGGGCCCACGUCUCUCAAGCAGCCAAGUUGGAUCCCAAUACGAAAAUGUUCGAGAUCAGUAACCAAUGGAAGUUGGUAAGUCUGGCACAACAAGAAAAAGAGGCAAAAGCCAAAGAAGAAGCCAGGCAGAAGAAACGCGAAGAAAGAGCUGCCCGCGAGCAAGCGAAACAGGAUUUCAAAGCCAAGACUGAAAAUCUAAAAUCAGUGCGCGAACAAGCAAAGGAGGAGGAGGCAGAGAAGAAGAGAGAACGCGUGGCGAGCGAGCAGGGAGAGGAGACGGUGAAACCGGACAAGAAACGCAUGAAACGUACAGAGGAGGCCAAGGAACCAACGGCUCCGGCCCCAUUCACUCCGUUCGACUACAGCAAGUCAGACUUCAAGGUGUUUGCAGGCAGCAGUAAGGUGAAGGGCGAGUCUGAUUUUGACCCCAAUAGGCAGCCGCAACAGGGCAAGAAAAGGGGCUCUAACCGGAAGACUCAACAGACGAAAGGCAACAGAAGCAUGUCCUUCAUGCCCGGGAAAUCAGAUCGGGGAUUCAGACACAGCUGGCCGAAGAGAUAAAUCCUGCCUUUUGCGCUUGGAAAGAAGAGAAAGCGGGAAUUGUGCAGCUCUGUGUCUUUUUAUCAUUAAACUUUUAAUGUACAAACA